AUGGCAGGCACGUCCGGGCAACAUGCCUGGACCGAGUUGAUGGACCUGGUGGAGCGGAGAUGGGGUGGACCUCAGGCCUUCUUGGCGAACAAUGCUGAGCUCUUUAGGAGUCCCAAGGCCGGUGAGAGAAGGCAAGACGCAGCCUUCGACAACCUGGUGGAGCAAACAGGCGGCAGGUUCCUUGUUUCCCAGCUAUUGAACGUCGUCGCCGAUGCCGGCGGUGUGCAUUAUGUGUUGAAGGCUCUGGCAUCUGUACAGCUGUCCCAGGUCUGCGAUUUUCUGGAGGGUCUGCGAAGCGGGGGUGGACAAUUCCAGGAUUUGACGAAAUUGACGGCCAUAGUGGGACAGGUUGGAGGAUUGACCAGGCUCAUCCGAACGCUCGAUAAGCUGCAGGAUCCCAGCAGGCUCACCGACAUUGUUCGCUAUGGCGAUGCUUUCGCAAGGCAGGGAUUGCUGGACUCUGCCGAAGAUACGGCCAGUCAUCCUGCAGUACUUGCCAAGGUUCUGGGUGACAUGGAUGCGGAAUCCUUCUUGCAGGCAUUUGACAACGUCAAACUGUCCUCUAUGGCGGAGCUGGUGCCGUUGCUGAUUUCCGCUGGAGUUCUUCGCGGCAGGGGCCAGCACCAGACGGAGGAAGAGGUCGCUGCUGCUGGAGAGUCAGCACUGAGAUGGUUGGCACGAGCUGGUGGUGCCUUUCUUGUCAGCACUGCUGUGUAUCCAAUUCCAGCCAGGUCCUUCCUCAAAGUGAUGGAGCAGGUGAACAGUUGUGGUCUGGGCCGGCUGCGUCAGCCAAGCCUGACCAAGGUCGGCAACUGGCUGACUCACUUGACACGACGCCUGGGUUCCUUGGAGGACUUUGUGGACAUGGUCGGGAAGACUGACAUAAUAAGUGUCGUCUCCUGCUUGAACUUGACACGCUCGGCAGUUCCUUCAGAGCAUGGCGAGGACUUCGAGGACACGAUCACUCCUAUCGUUUCAUCAGCUGCUCAAGCCUUCAAAACAGGAUCGAGUAUUGGUGGAUCUGAAGAACCACUCGUGCGCGUUUUCCCGGGGCCAACCACGUCGGAACAGGCAGCCCCUGUUCACAACAUGCUUCAGGACAUCCUCCAAAUUGCCAGAGCCACGGGGAUGGAAGGCAUCUUUCGAUUGUUGAGUCUCUUCCACAAGGCGGAGAGCCUGGAGCGUUUGGAGCGCGGCGUGGACUUGCUGGGCGCCGCCAGGCUUCUCAAGACUGCUCCGGAGGCGCCGCCUUCACAGGGUCAAGGCUCAGACAUUCCUGGUGAAGACUUUGAGAAGGGAGACCGACCAGAAGGCGGCACCACCUUGGCAAGCAGGGCAGGCCCAGACCUGGCGGUCCUGGACAAGGUUGAUUAUGCUGGCCUAGCACCCAGCCUUUAUGCGUAUUGGUCAACAGCUUUGGCGGUCCAGACAAUGUUUGUCAACGUGUGGAGGCUCGUCGCGCCUGGUCGGGCCACUAACAUCAAGCUCUUCGAGGAGUGUCUUGAUGUUCUUCAUGAAGCAGGGCUCACGCAAAAGUCCUUCAAGCUGGAUGAUCGUGGGCCAUCUGCAGCUCAGAUUGAAUCUUGGAGGAAGGUUGUCGCUAUGCUAGCCGCAAACGGAGGCCCUGACUUGUUUCUGGACAGCCUUCAAGGAGUUGCGGUGGAGGAUUUUCUUCACAUGAUUGGCUUAUUGCGCAGGGCUGGGCUUGCUCGCUCUGUAGACGACACUGACCAAGACAUGCCCAGUUUUUGUUUUGGUCAUGACGAAGAUGCAGGCCGCAUUCGAAAUGCCAUGCUCCACGAGUUCGUAGAGCGGGUUGUGCAGGCAGGCGGGUUCCAUGCCUUCUGGCAUGCGCUGAAAGGGGUGGAUCUUGCAAAGUUGAAAGGCGACUUGCACUGCCUUGCCGUAAUUCGGCGGAAGCUCAGCGAGCUCACAAACAAGGACUGGUGGCUUGCAGUGCAUGAUGCGGAGGGCCUGGAGGACUUGUUGCAUUCUCAUCUGGAAGAAAGGAAGCGCAGAGGUGAUGAUCUUACGCUAAGGCAACGCCAGCGGCUGGUCAAACGGUUCAAGGAGGUCGGAGGUGUCGAAAGCUUCCUGGAAAAGUUUGACAAGGUGAACCUUGCGCAACUCCUUCGGCAACAUGAGGCACUAGACAAGGCAAGGAUCAAGCGCGUCUCAGUCAUCGAGGCCCUGGCAGAGAUUGGAUGGCUAGUGAAGCAUGAGGUGGAGCACCUAGAAGGUCUGUACACAGUUGCAGAAACUCUAGUGCGCUGGGGCGAUCGGCACUUCUGUGGUGCAGAGCCGUCUCGACUUUGGCGAGUGCUGGCAGAUCAAGUGGCUUGGCUGCUUUCGGCCAUUGAGGAGAACGGUACGUUGCUGAAGGCCACCAUCAAUCAUGGCAGCAAGAACCCAGCGAAAGAGCCUGAAUUGACACCAGCUCGUCUUGCGCAGUUUCUGCAAGCUUUGCGGCCGAUGGGCGGCGUCACCGGCUUUCUGACUGCUUUUCGGGGCUUGGACUUCGCCACAGCAGCAGUUCAGGCAAGAAUCUUGCAUGACUCCUGCGUGCGUAGUUCCGAAACCACGCGCCGUUUAUCUUGCAUCUACCGGUUGCUGCACUACAAUCCUGCUCAUCUUCGCGGCCUGGAGCACUUCCUGCGGAGGUUUGCAGGGCCAGUCUUCGCCGAGGCGCAAGCUCAGGGCUGCACUUCGCAGGAUCGCCUGCGUGCUGCUGAGCGUUGGCAGCGCCUCACAUCCUUUCUGGCCAUGGCUGCAGGACGCACAAGUGGAGGGGCCGAUCCGGAGCCCGGCUCAGGGCCAGAGCGGGCACUGGAGGUGUUGCAGCUAGGGCUGCGGCUGAGUCAAGCUGCAGGGCUCAAAGUGAGCGCUCAGGAGGGGAAGGAACCCUUCUACAUGCGCGCUUCCAUCUACGAUUCUUCGGGUGUGGUUGCAGAAGUUGACAAGGCAAUUGUGGUGUGUGUGUACCCUUUGCACCCAGCGAUCGCGGACCAUGCCUGCACUGACAACAAAAAGGCGAAGGCUGUGAAGGGCUCUCCACGCGAUCGGAGAUCUCUUGCCAUGGCAGGCAAUGGCCAUGAGAACAGUGCAGCUGACUUCGUUGGGGAGCGACUUCCCGGAACGGUCUUCGUUGCAGCCAAGCUGCAAGAGAUCUUGAGCACAACAGGGGUCUGGUACGGUUUCAAUGUUUCGGUACAACAGAUUCUGACAAUGGGCGCUGGCAGUUUCAUUGCAGCCCUGACCAUGGUGUUCUCUACCUUGGCGGUUGGAGUGGCGGCAGGUGAAGUGCUGCGAGUUGAUAGAUCGGUUUCGUUGCUUGUUGCUACCGGUGCAUCCAUCUGUGGCGUUUCGGCCGUGAUGGCUGCGGCGCCGGUGGUCGAAGAAGAUGGCGCGUCUGCUUCGAAGGUGUCCGUUGCCUUAGCAACUGUUAUGGUGUUCGGGAUUGCCUCCAUGUUCUUGUAUCCCAUCAUGUGGCAAAGACUGCCUGGACCAGUAUCCGCAAGAGCCAUGGGGAUCUACACAGGUGCUACUGUCUAUGAGGUUGCCGGUGUCGUGGCGGCCGGCCAUGCAAUGUCACCAACGGUUGCCUCUGCGGCCUUGCUGACCAAAUUGGUCAGAGUCCUGAUGCUAGCUCCAUACCUCUUCAUUGUCAGCAGGCUGCGGUCAGGGCACAGCGGUUCCACGGGAAUUCAGACGCCAUGGUUUGCCUUUGCUUUCUUUGGCGUUUGCGUUUUUUCUUCCUAUUUGCCCCUUCCUGAUGGACUUGCAGCUUGCGCAAUCAAGAUCGGCUCCUGGUGCACCGCGCUUGCAAUGGUUGGACUUGGCUUGGAGAGUGAUGCGGCCGCCAUCAAAAGAAUGGGAUGGCGCCCCAUGUUGCUGGCAAGUGCUUUGUUUGCAUACUUGGCUCCCAGGCUGCAAACAGAUCAAUCGGGGAGCUAG
This is a messenger RNA of Symbiodinium pilosum, 3954 nucleotides long. The record is from the annotation of a GenBank genome assembly. NCBI's taxonomy places the organism in Eukaryota, Dinophyceae, Suessiales, Symbiodiniaceae.